GUGCUGCGCGGCUGCAGCCGCGCCGAUGGAGCUGCGGCCCCGCUCGCUGCUCCUGCUGUGGACGCUGGUGGCUGCCCUGGCUCUGCUGGCCCCGCAGGCGCUGGCCCGGCGCGUCUACACCAACACCUGGGCCGUGCUGGUGCCCGCGGGGCCCCUCGAGGCUGACCGGCUUGCCAGGAAACAUGGAUUCCUCAACCUGGGCCCGAUCUUCGGUGACUACUACCACUUCCGACACCACGGCGUGGUGAAGCGCUCGCUCUCGCCCCACCAGCCCUGGCACCRCCGCCUGGCCCGGGAGCCGCAGGUGCAUUGGCUGGAGCAGCAGGUGGCCAAGCGCAGGAGCAAGCGGGACAUCUUCAUGGAGCCCACGGACCCCAAGUUCCCGCAGCAGUGGUACCUGUACAACACAAACCAGCGGGACCUGAACGUGCGGCAGGCCUGGGAGCAGGGCUAUACCGGCAAGGGCAUCGUCGUCUCCAUCCUGGAUGAUGGCAUCGAGAAGAACCACCCCGACCUGGAGGGCAAUUAUGAUCCAGGGGCCAGCUUUGAUGUCAACGACCAGGACCCCGACCCGCAGCCCCGCUACACRCAGAUGAACGACAACCGGCAYGGCACGCGCUGCGCCGGGGAGGUGGCCGCCGUGGCCAACAACGGCAUCUGCGGCGUCGGCGUGGCCUACAACGCGCGCAUCGGAGGCGUGCGCAUGCUGGAUGGGGAGGUGACUGAUGCUGUGGAGGCCCAUUCGCUCGGCCUCAAUCCCAACCACAUCCACAUCUACAGUGCCAGCUGGGGCCCCGAGGAUGACGGGAAGACAGUGGACGGCCCGGCCCGGCUGGCGGAGGAGGCGUUCUUCCGAGGGGUGAGCCAGGGCCGAGGGGGCCUGGGCUCCAUCUUCGUCUGGGCGUCGGGGAACGGGGGCCGCGAGCACGACAGCUGCAACUGCGACGGCUACACCAACAGCAUCUACACGCUGUCCAUCAGCAGCACCACGCAGUACGGCAAUGUGCCCUGGUACAGCGAGGCCUGCUCCUCCACCCUCGCCACCACCUACAGCAGCGGCAACCAGAACGAGAAGCAGAUCGUGACGACCGACCUGAGACAGAAGUGCACCGAGUCGCACACGGGGACGUCGGCCUCGGCCCCGCUGGCUGCUGGCAUCAUCGCUCUCGCCCUGGAGGCCAACAAGAACCUCACGUGGCGGGACAUGCAGCACCUGGUGGUGCAGACCUCCAAGCCAGCGCACCUCAACGCCAACGACUGGGUCACCAACGGUGUUGGACGCAAAGUCAGCCACUCGUAUGGCUACGGGCUGCUGGACGCCGGGGCCAUGGUGACCCUGGCCAAGAACUGGACCUCAGUGGGGCCUCAGAGGAAAUGUGUCAUCGACAUCCUCACGGAGCCCAAGGACAUCGGGAAGCGCCUGGAGGUGCGGCGCAAAGUGGACGCCUGCGUGGGGAAGGCCAACUACAUCAGCCGUCUGGAGCACGCGCAGGCCCGGCUCACGCUGUCCUACAAUCGCCGGGGGGACCUGGCCAUCCACCUGGUCAGCCCCAUGGGCACCCGCUCCACCCUCCUGGCCUCGCGGCCCCACGACUACUCGGCUGACGGCUUCAACGACUGGGCCUUCAUGACGACGCACUCGUGGGACGAGGACCCCGCGGGGGACUGGGUGCUGGAAAUCGAGAACACUAGUGACGCCAACAACUACGGCACCCUGACCAAGUUCACGCUGGUGCUCUACGGCACGGCCACGGAGCCGCCCAGCCUCUCCAACCAGCUGGAGAGCAGUGGCUGCAAGACGCUCACCCCCAGCCAGGCCUGCGUGGUGUGCGAGGAGGGCUACUACCUGCACCAGAAGAGCUGCCUCAAGCGCUGCCCGCCCGGCUUCGCCCCCGGCGUCCAGAGCACCCACUACACCCUGGAGAACAGCGUGGAGCCACUGGCACCCCAGCUCUGCCUGCCCUGCCACCCGUCCUGCGCCACCUGCUCGGGGCCCUCGGCCAACGAGUGCCUCACGUGCCCCGCGCACUCCCACUGGAGCAGCCUCGACUUCUCCUGCUCCCACCAGACGCAGAGCAGCCGCGCGUCACCCGCGCUGGGCCAGGCCGAGGGGCCGCCCGCCWCCUCUCCGCCCGCCAACCUCCCUGUCCUCGUGGCCAGCCUCAGCUGCGUCCUCAUUGUCGUUGUCUUUGGCACUGUCUUCCUGGCGCUGCAGCUGCGCUCGGGCUUCAGCCUGCGGGGCGUCAAGAUCUAYGCCCUGGACAGCGGCAUCAUCUCCUACAAGGGGCUGCCCUCCGACGUGUGGCAGGAGGAGGCCCCCUUCGAGUCGGACGGUGAGGAUUAUGAGGUGCACAGCGAGAGGACUGCCUUCAUCAGAGACCAAAGUGCCCUUUGAUGAGCCCUGUGGCCCCUCCGUCCUGCCCGCCGCUGGGCCCGGUCGGCC
This is a messenger RNA of Nothoprocta perdicaria, 2443 nucleotides long. RefSeq names its product furin, paired basic amino acid cleaving enzyme (gene FURIN). The record is from RefSeq and is a predicted model, not a curated record. Bases 26 to 2395 code for a protein of 789 amino acids. The transcript has 15 exons. Gene Ontology annotation, molecular function: serine-type endopeptidase activity. Lineage: Eukaryota; Metazoa; Chordata; Aves; Tinamiformes; Tinamidae. Gene Ontology annotation, biological process: peptide hormone processing. Gene Ontology annotation, cellular component: trans-Golgi network; Golgi membrane.